AUGAACCUGUGGACGGACGACAACGCCUCCAUGAUGGAGGCCUUCAUGGCCUCCGCCGACCUCACCUUCCCCUGGGGGGCGACGGCCGGGGGCGGCAACUCGUCGGCCGCCGCGGCGACGCCGCCGCCGCCGCAACAGAUGCCGGCGGCGGCGGCGAUGGCGCCGGGGUUCAACCAGGACACGCUGCAGCAGCGGCUGCAGGCCAUGAUAGAGGGGUCCAGGGAGACCUGGACCUACGCCAUCUUCUGGCAGUCCUCCCUGGACGCGGCCACCGGCGCCUCGCUGCUCGGCUGGGGUGACGGCUACUACAAGGGCUGCGACGACGACAAGUGCAAGCAGAGGCCGCUCACGCCCGCCGCCCAGGCCGAGCAGGAGCACCGCAAGCGCGUGCUCCGCGAGCUCAACUCCCUCAUCUCCGGCGCCGCGGCCGCGCCCGACGAGGCCGUCGAGGAGGAGGUCACCGACACCGAGUGGUUCUUCCUCGUCUCCAUGACGCAGUCGUUUCUCAACGGGACGGGACUCCCCGGGCAGGCGCUCUUCGCCGGCCAGCCCACCUGGAUCGCCUCUGGCCUCUCCUCCGCGCCGUGCGAGCGCGCGCGCCAGGCCUACAACUUCGGCCUCCGCACCAUGGUCUGCUUCCCCGUCGGCACCGGGGUGCUCGAGCUCGGCUCCACCGACGUCGUGUUCCAGACCGCCGAGAGCAUGGCGAAGAUCCGCUCGCUCUUCGGGGGCGGAGCAGGGGGUGGCUCGUGGCCGCCCGUGCAGCCUCAGGCGCCAUCGCAGCAGCAACCCGCGGCUGGAGUCGACCAGGCGGAGACGGACCCCUCCGUGCUAUGGCUCGCCGACACGCCGGUCAUGGACAUCAAGGAUUCCUUGUCGCACCCGUCGGCCGAGAUCUCCGUCUCCAAGCCGCCGCCGCCACCUCCGCCAUAG
Molecule: messenger RNA, 933 nt
Organism: Miscanthus lutarioriparius
Lineage: Eukaryota; Viridiplantae; Streptophyta; Magnoliopsida; Poales; Poaceae
Source: the annotation of a GenBank genome assembly